This is a messenger RNA of Kalmanozyma brasiliensis GHG001, 789 nucleotides long. RefSeq names its product Golgi SNAP receptor complex, subunit 1. Gene Ontology annotation, molecular function: SNAP receptor activity. Gene Ontology annotation, biological process: vesicle fusion; endoplasmic reticulum to Golgi vesicle-mediated transport. The coding region runs from base 1 to 789 and encodes 262 amino acids. The record is from RefSeq and is a predicted model, not a curated record. Gene Ontology annotation, cellular component: Golgi medial cisterna; cis-Golgi network; SNARE complex. The transcript is spliced from 3 exons. NCBI's taxonomy places the organism in Eukaryota, Fungi, Basidiomycota, Ustilaginomycetes, Ustilaginales.
AUGGCCGAAGCAUCAUCCUCGUCGUCGGCGUCAUGGGACGUCUUGCGGCGCAAAACACGCAAUCUCGAAUCUACCAUCGAUGCGCGCAUCACCACCUACUCCCGCCUGGCUUCCAAGAUCGCCCGCUCCGCUGAUACAGCCGGAUCCUCGUCCAACGCCGGCGGAGGCAUUUACGCGGACCACACCACUCUCGACAUGGAUGGGAGCGGUAGUGGUUCGAACGGAGCCAAGGAAGAUGCGAACGAGCACGUCGAGUUGGAGACAGAGCUGGAUUCGUUGAUCAACCAACUCUCUGAUGCUGUGGAUGCGUUGACAGCCAAGCUGGACGAUCCUGCUGUUCCACCAACGAGCGCUCAGCUGCAUGCCGUACAGAGACAUAGAGAGGUACUGUUGGACUUUACGAGAGACUUCAGGCGGUCAAAGACCAAUGUGAGGCAUGCGAUCGACAGGAGGGAUCUGCUGGGCAAUGUUCAGGGCGAUAUCAACGCUUACAAAGCGGCACAAUCGACCGACGCAGAUGCUCUCCUGGCAGAACGAGGACGCAUCGACAACUCGCAUUCCAUGAUCGACCGCACGCUAGAACAAGCAUACGCCACAAGAGCCGACUUUGCAGACCAACGCUCCACCCUCGAAGGCAUUUCAGGGAGAAUGUCCAGCACUGCCGCCCAAGUUCCCGGUCUCAACAGCGUUAUCACCCUCAUCGGCAGGAGACGGCGCCGCGAUUCAAUUAUUAUGGGUUGCCUAAUCGGCUUCUGUCUCGUUACGUUGCUGAUGUUCACGUUUCGCUGA